CACAUGCUCCCGGACGCUCUCCCCCACGAGAAGUACAACCCACAGGGCCUUUUAAAGGUUAAAAUGAAGUGAUGUUGCCACCCCUCACUCCACCUAUCACUUGUCAGGUGCAAGGGCCAUCUUCCAAUCAUAAUAAAGGGCAUCUCCUGCUCUCUCCAGCUACUCUGAUGCUGCUUUACUACUCUAAUUUAUCAUGGAAAACUAUUAUGUUCUUGUACCCAAGACUCCACGCAAUAGAGAGCUCUCUAGGGAUGAUAAGCUUAGGCUGUAGACCCUCUAUUAUACUGCAGGCUGGUCUAUUGCUGACAUUCUACUCCAGCACCCUCAACUCUCUCCUAUAGAGAGUAUAUGGAAUAGAAUGAAGGAUAUUCUGGAAGCAUUAGAUCCUCAUGUACACAGAAACUACAGGAGGGCCAGAGCAGCUGUAAAUGAGGCAUGGGACAUCAUUCGCACUAUGCCCCAGCGCUGUAAGGAUGUCA
This is a messenger RNA of Mollisia scopiformis, 479 nucleotides long. RefSeq lists its product as uncharacterized. The transcript has a single exon. The record is from RefSeq and is a predicted model, not a curated record. Lineage: Eukaryota; Fungi; Ascomycota; Leotiomycetes; Helotiales; Mollisiaceae. The coding region runs from base 72 to 341 and encodes 89 amino acids.